Molecule: messenger RNA, 801 nt
Organism: Dictyostelium discoideum AX4
Lineage: Eukaryota; Evosea; Eumycetozoa; Dictyosteliales; Dictyosteliaceae
Exons: 2
Coding region: 1-801 (266 amino acids)
Source: RefSeq, a predicted model, not a curated record
AUGCUCUUAAAAUCUUUAAUAAUUACUUUAUAUUUAUUCAAUUUUUUAAGUGUUAUCGCUUUAUUAGUAUUAUCUUUUUCUCAAAUUUCUUCAAAUGUUACAGAAGAUUUAUGUUCAUAUAAAUUAUCACCAAGUAAAAUAGUAGCAUAUAAUAAUGAUAAACCUGUAUUAACAACGGAAUGUGCUUGGGCAGAUAGGAGUAGUAUUCAAAGAAUAAUUAUAUGUUUUAUAAUUAUAAUUGAUUUAAUUUUAUUAAUAUCAACAAUUAUUAAAAAAUCAAAAAUAAACUAUUGGUUAAUAACAUUAUUUUUAUUUGCACUUGGAGUUGGUGGUUUCUAUAUAUCAAUUUAUGAUUCAAUAAUUGUUAAAGAUUCAAAGAAAAUUUGUGAACUUGUUACUGAUCAACAAGAUACUGGGUAUGAUAUGGAAUGUGAAUAUAGAAAUUUAUAUGCAACUUUGGGUGUUAGUUUUUUAACUGCAACUUUUACAAUCCUAUCAUCAAUAUUAUCUUUAAGAUAUACUUCAAAGAUUUUAAAUCAAGUUAAACCAUUUUUCGAUGUCAGUAAAAAUUCUAAAAAUCAAAAUUUAGAAGAAGGUGGUGUUGAUUAUAAUAAAUUGAAAAAACAACAUGAAAAAGAAAAACAAAAACAAGAAAAACAAGAAAAACAAAAACAAGAAAAACAAGAAAAAAAUAGUGAUUUCUUUAAAGAAGAAUCAAUAAAUUCUGAAAAUUUUAAUAAUACUGGCGCAAUCCUUUCAAAUUCGUCUUAUCCAUCAUUUUCUGCAACAAAUUCAAUUUAA